Molecule: messenger RNA, 7215 nt
Organism: Tribolium castaneum (red flour beetle)
Lineage: Eukaryota; Metazoa; Arthropoda; Insecta; Coleoptera; Tenebrionidae
Product: leucine-rich repeat-containing protein 24
Exons: 2
Coding region: 161-1939 (592 amino acids)
Molecular function (GO): protein binding
Source: RefSeq, a predicted model, not a curated record
UGGCGUCGCAGUGCACGGCGUCGACUCGUGUCAGUCUGUUGGUAGCACUGGAGCCACCGCGACCUUAACUUUGAAUCUCAAUUAGAAAUGUUUGUGUGUUUUGAACAAUUUGUAUUGGUUUGUCGAGCAAUGUGAGCUUUCGAGGGUCGAGUGAUGGAAAAUGUGGGUUUAUUGGCUGGUCUUGCUUGGAAUGCUCGUUGAAAGAAGCCUCUCAUGCCCCGUCUCCUGUUCCUGCAAGUGGAAAAAUGGCAAGCAAACUGUGAUCUGUUCCGGUAAAAGUCUGACCGACAUCCCCGACGGCUUGGAUCCGGGUACUCAAGUCCUGGAUUUCUCCGGCAACUUCCUCAGCAAUCUCCGUCGCGAACUAUUCAGCAACAAACAACUGAUUAACUUGCAGCGCAUUUAUUUGUCCAAUUGUCAAAUAAAAAUAAUAAACGAGAAAACUUUCAAGGGUUUGUCAAACUUGGUCGAGCUCGAUCUCUCUCGGAAUUUGCUUGAAACGGUGCCUACGAGUUCGUUUGUGGACUGUCCUUCUUUAAUGAGACUAACUCUAAGCUCGAACCCUUUAACCGUUUUAAAAAGACUGGCUUUCAAUCAUUUAUCGUAUCUCAGCACACUCGAGCUCGAUAAAUGCAAAAUUGUGGAGAUUGAGGACGGGGCUUUUCAAGGCUUGCACAGUCUGGAGUGGCUACUCCUCGAAGAUAAUGGUUUGAGGACGAUUCGGGGGGAAUUACCCAGGAAUUUGAAAGGUGUGGAGUUGCGGGGGAAUCCCUGGGAGUGCGACUGUCACAUUAAGGAGUUGCACGUUUGGCUGGGGCGCUUUAACGUGCCCAUCUCCGAAGAGCCGACUUGUUCAGGGCCUCCUCGACUCGCUUCCCGGGUUAUUAAAUCGAUACCGGUCUCUGAACUCGCUUGUCUUCCUGACGUAUCCCCCACAACGUUUUAUCUGGAGCUGGCCGAAGGCAAGAACGUAUCUCUGCAAUGUCACGUGCAUUCUAUCCCGGAAGCUUCCGUCUCCUGGUGGUUCCGCGGACAGAUCCUCCAGAACAAUACCAUCGUAUCCCCGGGAAUCCACUUGAUUUACUUCGUGGAGGAGGGCGCGGAGAACAAGCGCAGUGAACUGUUCAUCUAUAACGCCAACUCCGAAGACAAUGGUACAUUUAUCUGCAACGCCGAAAACGCCGCUGGAACAUCGCAAUCGAAUUUUACAAUCAAGAUAAUUAUUAAAGAAGAUCCGAUUGUAAUUAUCGUUGAGUUUCCUUUCGAAUGUCUCCUAGCGGCGGCGAUCGGAGCUGUCGUUUUAGCCCUCCUAAUAAUCUCCGGUAUCAUCAUAUCGAUCCUCCGAUGCAAACGGCGGAAAGAGCCCCUGCAAGGAAAAACCGAAGAGGACACUAACCCCAAGCCCACCCCCGACGACGACACACUUUACGUCUGCGAGGAUCACCCGGUUCCUAAUCACCAAAGCCCAACUUUGCUCUUCCAAGACCAAAACCCCGACCUUAUCAACCACCGAUGGCUCGACUCCGAGGGCUACCCCCUCGACUACGGCCUUCCGAAACUCCCGACGAAUUACUACCGAACGCUGCCGAGUAGGCCCAAACGACAAUCACUCCAAAGACCGAGAUACUCGCAAGAAGCCGAAUUCCUGGCUUACGAUCAUUACCACACCGAUGUCCGUUACACAGCUGACGGAUAUCCGUUGCCGUCAAAUGACGGAGCUCCUUGCUGUUCGAUUCAGUGGCCGGUUUGUGUGCCCGCGAAUCUACACAUGGUUAAUAAUAAUCCCAAUGAGAUGGUUUAUGAGCCGCCGAGCGGAAUUAUCAAACGCUGCGUCGGAGCUCAAACCGAAGAUGAGAAGAUUGAUUCCAAUGAGGCUGGAAAUGAAGCGAUGACCGAAAGUCCAGAUGAGGGAUAUGAGGGAGAACCGGCCGUCGUAUAGUGUUAAGAGAGCGCGAAUGCAAUCACAGGGUAAUGUUUUAGUUAGGUUUUGUAUCCCGAUUUCUUUAUCUAGACUGUGUAUAUACUGUAGAGUUUUAGAAUUUUUUUCGUAAUAAAUUACUUAAUCGGAAGCGUUUCCAAAUUUAUGCAAUAAAUCACGAUAUUACCAUAAUGUGUAGAGUGAAUAUUGUUCAACAAGCUCUAUUGUCAGCGUCGAAUACAGUUUUUUCCCAAUUACUUUUUAUUUAAAACCGUCUCUAAAUUUUCACAAUGAUGUUAACGAGCCAGCACUAGUAAACUAAUUGAAAACAUUAGUGAUUGUAUGGAAUUUUAAACCAAGUCUGCAGAAGCAAUAAAAAUAAUACCAUUUGUGUUUUUCUAUGAAGCUUUUUUCAUCGUUUAGAGUUGUAGUGGCUUUACAUUCUCCAGUAAAUAUUAUCACCCUUAACAACGUAUAAUCAUAAAAUGAAGUACUUAAUACCUAUCUCUAACUUUUUCUUGAUCUGUCCAUUGAUAUGAAAUAUAAAAAUUCGUCUAAUUGUGGGAAAAAAUGCUUUUGAGAAUGUGAAAUGCACCUUGUUAUAAAAAAAAUUAAAUACUUUAUAGCAUAUUAAGUAUCAAGAACGGUAAGGAGAUUUUACCGAUGAAAAACAAUUGUUUUGACGACUUCAAUUAAAUGUCUGAUCGAUAAUCCUUAACGUUUGUGAUGUUUAUGGCGUUUUUUAUGGCGAUCCUAACAUUGUUUAAUAGUUACUUACCUAAAGAGUUUAGAAAUUGCUUUCCAAACAAGUUAGGUACAAUAUUUAUUGUAAAGAAUCUCUCAAAAAAAUUAUACUUUUUAUAAUUUAGUGUUUUUUGCUAAUGGUUUUUUUAGUAAAAGUAAUUUUCUAAAUUUUCCUUGUUAUUAAUGCUAAAUACAAAUUUUUAAGUACCGUCGUGAUUGGCGGUACUCGUGUCACUUGAUCAGCAGCUGAACAUUUGUACGAUCUUGCCUGACACAUCCCUCAUAAAGUGAUUAGGAAGUAAAAGUUGUAUAGUAAGUAUAUCUUUUGGGAAACUUUACUGACUUGGAAACAGUCUAGUAAACAAUCAAAUUGAGCUCAAUCGUGCAUUUUUUUUUCAUCCGUAUCGUAAUCAAUAUUUUACUUUCAUAAUAUUCAUGCCGGAAAGUACCAUUUUACCGGACUAGUCCGCUGGAUGAUUUUUCCCGGACUAGUCCGGUAAAAACGAGGCAAUGAAAUUGGAAGUUUGGGGAUUUAUUUAUUAUAAGUAUUAAAUGUACAAUUAUGUGCAGAAUAGCUACAUGAAGAAUGAGGUAUUGCAACUGCAGUCGUGUUUUUAACAUUGUUAAUGACGUUAGACGCUCCUUCGAGAUGAAUAAAUCCUCAUCACGGUUGCAAAAAAAAUGUUGUACGCAUUACGUCCGGAAAAUGAUCUACUGCUACUCGUAAGCUACCAGGACUCGUCGUCGACUCGUCCUGGGAUUUGCUUACUUGUCCAGUAAAACCCCACUUUACGGACUUGUACUAUAUAACUAUAUUUUCCAACUGGAUUUUGGACAAUACUACUACAUUUUAUUUAUAUAUUAUUACGUUGAAAAUUUUAUUUUCUGGUAUGCAAAAUAUACCGGGUGAUCAAUUUCAAUCCCGAACACCACAUUUGUCGUUUCUAAGGUAAAUGUAGGAAUAUUAAGCAUAAUCAAGGAUAAUCAUAUUCUAUAAUAUGUAGUGUUUGAGAUUGUAAUUAAUCAGAAUCACCUUUACAUGAGGGUUUAAAUGCAAAACUCUCUCUGUGAUUAUAAAUAAGUUGUGAGGUAUUUGCAACAAACUAUUGAAAGUUGGUUGUAUUUAGUGAAAGUUGGUUAUAGUAAAAAUUGAAUGCCGUAAACUAUAUAAAUCAAUGUUUAAUGAUAAAACUAGUAGACGUUUGCGAGGGUCAUGAUUUUUUUAACAGUGUUUUUAUAGGACCAAAUUUUCAGGUAGAUAAUAAUUGUCAAGUUAGUGGUUUUAUCAGAAUUGGAAAAGUACCUAAGGGCUCAUGGCACUCACUUCGUUAGUGCCAUUUCGCGGUGUUUCUGUGGGACAUUUUAGUCUGGUGACCCUUCUAAGUUUAGAAAUAUUCGUGCCUCGUAAAUUCUCAAAGGCUUGCAACAUUUAAAAAGUUCUUAAGGGCUCGUGUCGAUGGUAAUCAAUGAAACAGGGAGACUUUCGCGGCCAGACCUUACCCUGAAAAUGCCCCUAGCAAAAGAAGUGAAACGUUGACUUUUCCCUACAAAUUGAUGUGGUUUGACGUCGAAAGACUGUUUUCUCUCUAGUUCUGGUUGUUUUUCUCUAAUUUUCAUAACAUACUAUUUAGGUUUUAAAAUUUUUUAAAUUGAUUUUACUCAAAAACGGUGUGUUAUAUCGAAAGAAUGCAAGAAACUUUUUUGUGUGAUAAUCAAUGAAAUUUAAAAUUUUGUUGUUGAAUAGUAAUUUAGCUUUAUAAAAAGCAAAGAGUGAGUUUUAGUUAUUAACUCAAUGAUUAAAUGAAUUUUGCAAUUAAACCGAAAUAAAUUAAAAGAAUUAAAAAAAUCACUAAACCCCAGAUAAGUCGUACACGUCUUAAAUUUUCAAUUCAAUAUCUAAUAAGUAAUAUAAUAACUGUAAAAAAAUUCAUACUGUCGUAUAAAGCCAUGCUACAAUUUCAUUUGAUUCCAAAAGUAACAAGUUAGUACCCGAAGUGUAAAACUGUACAGUGAAUUUUGCUUCAAACCGAAAUUUUUGUAUAGUUUCACUGUAUUUGCAAAAAUCAAUAGAAUCUAGAAUUCCUGUUUAAAUGUUAAAUGUAACAGCUUCAAAAAGCCGUUUUUCGAAUUUUUGACAAAGAGUGAGUUUUGUGUUGAUACGACUUAUAUACAGGGUGAUUCUGCUAAAAAUAUAUUUUACUGUAUCUGCAAAACUAGUGGAUAAGAAUCAGAGUUUGCUAUUAAAUGUUUUUUUUCUAUGAUUGUGAGUUUUUUAGAAUUGUUCUGUAAUUUCUUAUGAUUAAAAUUAAUUAAUAUUAAAUUAAUUUUAAGAUAGGUACAGUAAAAAUAUACGGUUAAGAGACUUACCUUGUAGUUAUCCAUAGAAGCAAUUGAGCCUUUAUUUAUCCGGAAAUUUUUUACUAGAUCUAAGAUUUUUUUAAUGCUUUUAAGAAAAAAUAAGUCCCUAUUAGUUCAGUAAAAAUAUUAUUGUUGUCAAUGCUCUUAGCUUAUCGUGAAAAUUUAAUUUUUCUAUCAUAGUAUCAACACUCAAUCAGCAUUUCAGUCUUUUGUGCUUGGUGUUCUUUUCUUAUUCCUCUCGUAACUAUCUUUAGCUAAAUUGUAACGAAUAGAGCAACUGACACGACAUUUUGUCUCUGAACUAACAUGGGUCACUAAACUGUGAUGUCUGUGAUCAUCUGCUUUCAACUAAGUUUCCUGAAUUUAGAAAAAAUGUAACAAAUUAACUAAAAAUAAAAAAGUUGUUCCAGGUAAUUCAUGCUUUAACGAUUUAUUAUUUUGGGUGAGUUGCGUUUUUCCUCGUUUAAUUAGUUAAUUAAUCUGGUCUAAUUCCGCGUUUAGUGAUCUCUGUGGACAUGGCUUAUUUAAUUGUUGGUGUCACAUUAAUUGCAAAGCCACACCACAAUCAAACAUAUUUGCAUUAAAUGUGAUUUGUUAUCUCUUUAAAACCAUUUCCAAACAGUAGUCGCAACAAAAGUUAAUCAUAGAAAUCAUCCAGGUCGUUCUACCGACUCAAUUCCAUUUGUUGAUUCAGCUGCUACAGACAUGAUUUUUCAAACACUGAUUUAAUAACCAUAAAUCCUUUAUAUUCAAAGCUUUUGUUAAUUAAAUUUCUUUCAGCAUGUACCUUAUAUUCAUUUUGUUCGGCAAAACGUUGCCGCGUUAAGCUCGACACUCAUCAUUCUUUUAAAAUGACCGUUGCCCGAUUUUAAUUAAAUACUCGUACACAACCUGUUGGCGCAGAAAUUGUGAUAAAAAUCCGGUUUAAUUGAAUUCGUUGAUUCUUAAUAGACAAGUACUGAUCUAAUGUACGUUGGUAAUUAACAGUGUCGGGCAUGAAUUACAAUGGAUUAGAGUUAAUGCUAGAUGGAGCAAGUCAGCGUAAUUGUAACGGACAUUAUUGUCAAUGAGCGUUAGUUUAGUACCCAUCUGACUUUAGUCACUGUCUUGAGAGACGAAUAUCAGACGCCAAAAUUGUUAACAUGGCAAUAUCUCGGCGGAAUUUAGUGCAGAAUAGUUUGCAACAGCUUUUUACUUUAUUAAAGUUCGUCUACAACAACAAAAUUGAAUAAAAUGAUCACCAAUUAGUUAAAAUUCUUGCCACGGAAGUGGCGGUUUUUAUUUUAGGAAUAGAAAUAAAGCCGCGUUUUUAUGCGUCCUGUAAAAUUUUUAUUGGCUAUUUCAGCAAUGACCCUUCAUAUUAAAUUAAAAGCUUUCCAUUUAUCUUUCUUGUCAUGAUUUAAACUAAAUCCAUUUCAAGUAGCAUGUCCCUAGUUUAAACGAGCAUUACUGAACCUCUAUGACUCCAUAAAAAUCGCGUUCCAAUAUCUUCAAGUCUUUAUCUUCCACUUCUCGCAUCGUUGAAACACUUUAUGCGACAAAAGUUUGAAUAUUAAAAUCUCCAUUCAAGUCAAUAAAACUUACAAAACAAUAAAUUUCAUCGCAUGUUUGAGUAAAUGAGCAGAAAAUUAGAGCGGUGAAAAAUUAAACCAUCAGGAGGGAGCUUGAAUACCUUUUCAUUCGUCCGGACAGUUUUGAAACUUUAAAUAGGCAAAUACCUUAUCUCGUGAUUGAAAAGGCCCUUGAAUGGGAAGGCUCAUUCGAUUUGGAGCUCAUCGAAAUGGCAAUAAAUAAUUUAUCAUUCGAGUUUUAUUCAAUUUGUUGUCCGCCGACUUAUGUAAUUAGAAAACUUCUCGAUUGUAUCGCAUCACCUGUAUUUAUUUUCUUAUUCCAUAACUUUGUGAAUCUUGGGGCAAAACUUUUGAGCUCGACUCUGAUAAAUCAGCUUGUUGGCGCAUAAUUCGUAGUAUCAGCCUACUCCGUGACGAUAUAGACUGUUUAUCUGUUAAAUUUGUACUCGUAGGGAAGCACACAUGUGGGAGAUGGUAAUAUUAAUUUGUUUAGUGAACCACAGGAGGGCAAAUAGCGCGCCUCCCCAUUAGUAUGUACUGUAGAUACCCGUGGUGCCAUAUUCUAGUCACUUAAGACGUAAAGUAAUGUUGAUGUUGUCACUUUUGUAAUAAAAUUCAAUAAAA